Messenger RNA from Bombina bombina (fire-bellied toad), 4677 nucleotides. It is a transcript of the gene TP53BP2, whose product is annotated as tumor protein p53 binding protein 2. Lineage: Eukaryota; Metazoa; Chordata; Amphibia; Anura; Bombinatoridae. Gene Ontology annotation, cellular component: nucleus. The coding region runs from base 766 to 4107 and encodes 1113 amino acids. Gene Ontology annotation, biological process: regulation of apoptotic process. The transcript has 18 exons. The record is from RefSeq and is a predicted model, not a curated record. Gene Ontology annotation, molecular function: p53 binding.
CUGCCUCUUCACCCUGUUCCAGCGCCUCCCUCGUCAACAAGACAAAGCGGCGAUUCCCGGUGGAACUGGGAUAGGAAACGUAGAGGGUUGGGUAACCCUGGGGAUCCCGAGUAGUGAUUUGUGAAGGAGUUGGCGAAGUACUGACAGUGAGAGCAACAGGUGGGGAGGGAGCCUGAGGGAGUGCGUGACAGAAUAUAAUUGGGACUGGGAGACAGAAUCGGGUCUGCGUGUGAAUGAGAGACUGUAAGUGGGAGCAGUGGGACAGAGGGGCCGUGAGAGGAAAUAACUAGAAUCUGUGUGAGAAGAGGAGGGGACCCACGGAAGGAGACUGCGGGAGGAAGACAACCUGACCAUGGGUAGAAGACACUAAGGUGAUGUCCUACGUGAGACUGCCAGGGGCAAUUAGUGACAGCGCACACGGGGGGCAGGAUAGGGGGCUGUGACUCACUAUUACAGCAGCCAGAGACCGUCAUAGCACAGCCUAGGGAGUGUAAAGCAGGAGACUCGGUAAUCUUGGGAAGGACGGAAGGUUGGUACAAGGAGAAGAUACUCCAGAGGCCGGUGAGUGGGAGGUUACUAGGUAAACAAACAGGUUGGCAGUCAGCACAUAGACAAGAGCCAGACCUGCAAGGAAUCCACAAAGUUCCCAGCCCCCACCCACCACAGCAACACUUUGAUCCUGGUCAGUUCGAGCAACUUGAUUCCUCAUCCCCCACCCACUAUCACUUUUUAUCCAUUGGCCACUGGCUGCCAUCCUCUGCGUAAAUGCGGUACGGACCCAAAAUGAUGCCGAUGUUUCUCACGGUGUAUCUCAGUAACAAUGAGCAGCAUUUUACUGAGGUGCCAGUCACUCCUGAGACCACCUGUAGAGAUGUGGUGGAGCUCUGUAAGGAGCCGGGAGAAAGCGAUUGCCAUCUAGCAGAAGUGUGGCGUGGUUCAGAGCGCCCUGUUGCUGAUAAUGAACGAAUGUAUGAUGUACUGCAGAAGUAUGGUGUGCAGAGGAAGGAAGUACGUUUCUACCUGCGCCAUGACCGCCCUCCGUCCAGAGAAUCAGUAACUACGCAGAGAGUGCAUGACCAAAAUGUAAAGAGGAACGGUGUGAAGGUCCCUACUGACAGAAGGAUAGAAAACGGGGUCAAUGGUCCCAGAAUGGAUAUGACUUUAGCUGAACUACAGGAAAUGGCAGCACGUCAGCAGCAGCAGAUAGAAGCCCAGCAAUUAAUGCUGGCCACAAAGGAGCAGAGACUGAAGUACUUGAAGCAACAUGAUCAGAAACAACAACAGCAAGCAAGUGAGCAAGAGAAGCUUAAAAGAUUGAGAGAAAUUGCAGAUAAUCAAGAGGCCAAGCUUAAGAAAGUGCGAGCACUUAAGGGACACGUGGAGCAGAAAAGAUUGAGUAAUGGUAGAUUAGUGGAGGAAAUUGAACAGAUGAAUAACUUGUUUCAGCAAAAGCAAAAAGAACUUGUAGUUGCUGUAUCCAAAGUGGAGGAGCUCAGUCGACAGCUGGAAAUGCUGAAGAAUGGCCGAAUUGAAGGAUACCAUGACAACCAGUCAGCCGUGGCUGAGCUUGAUCGGCUCUAUAAAGAGCUGCAGUUGAGGAACAAACUGAACCAAGAACAGAAUGCCAAGCUUAUGCAGCAGAGGGAGAGUCUAAACAAACGCAACUCUGAAGUGGCAGCAAUGGAUAAACGUGUUAAUGAGCUGCGAGAUCGUUUAUGGAAAAAGAAGGCCGCACUGCAGCAGAAGGAGAAUGUACCAAUUACAUCUGAUGGGAAUCUACCUCAGCAGGUAGCGAGCACCCCAAGUAGAGUGGCAGCUGUUGGUCCUUAUAUCCAAUCCGCCACAAUGCCGCGUCUCCCUUCCCGGCCUGAGCUGCUUGUUAAACCAGCAUUUCCAGAUGGGAUAACCUCCACACAGCUACCUGACAUACCAUUGAAGUCGCAAACACUGCCUAACAUGAAGACUUCUCAGGGGAAGGCUCCACCUGGCACUGCAAACCAGAGCAUAAAUUCUCAGCAGCAGGCAGGGUCUGAAUGGAGUGAUGCAAAUGGAGAUACUGCAGGGCAGGCUACAGACACAGAUAACAACGUAAGAGAAAAAGACAAGAAGAUGAGGCCUUAUUCUAUGUUUGAUUCAGUUGAACCAGCACCAGGUCCUCCAAGUUUUGGAACUUUACGGAAAAACCAGAGUAGUGAAGAUCUUCUGCGGGACACACAGGCUGCUAAUAAAAAUGUAAAAGUUCCACCACCUGUACCUUCCAAACCCAAACAAAUUAACUUGCCAUACUACGGACAAGCCCCUCAACCUCUUGCUUCAGAUCAGAAAUCUGAUGGAACAUCACAGAAGCCAAUAUCUACCGGAAAUAAACCAAAAGUUACGCAGCAGAAAAUCUGCGUACCUCCUGCACAUGAGCAUUCUUCUUCAGCAAAAGCAGAAAAUCCACCUGCUGUGGCAGUUCGACCUUUCACGCCUCAGCCAGCAAAGGAGCCACCACCUCCACCACUACGAAAACCCCAAACAGUUGCUGCCAGUUCUAUAUAUUCAAUGUAUACCCAACAACAAACCCCAGGAAAGAACUACAGUGUGCAAAGUGUCCUUAGCAGAGCACAAACUCGACCACCUUUUCCCUGUGUCUAUGGCAAGCCAGUUAUCUCUGGAUCUCAGCUGACAUCGAAUCAGCCAGCAGAAAAUGUUGAUGGACAGGUUAAAUCAAGUAGCCCAGAACCAGAGUCGGAAACUCCAGUAUCUGGAAAUGAAACCCAAGAAACUGAAAGAAUUCCUCGUCCACUCAGUCCAACCAAACUUCUGCCGUUUUUAUCCAAUCCAUACAGAAACCAGAGUGAUGCAGAUUUAGAAGCUUUGAGAAAGAAACUUUACAAUGCACCAAGACCACUCAAAAAACGCAGCUCUAUUACAGAACCAGAAGGACCUAAUGGACCAAACAUUCAGAAACUGUUGUAUCAGAGAACUACUUUGGCUGCCAUGGAAACUAUUUCUGCUCCGAAGCAAACCCCUGUGGCUUCAAUCUCUGAGAGUCCAACUGAGAACCAGAAAACAAAAGUGCUUGCAAAUUCAGAGGAGGCAGAAUCAUCCCAAGGAAGUCAAGAUUCUCCAGAAGUUAUUGAAGCUGAAUCUGACCCUGACCUAAAUGAGACUAUAAUUAAUGUAUAUCCUGAAGAAAUCGAGGUCCCUUCACCAAUUUUGGGUCCAGAUAGUAUACCUGAAGGAAUACCCACAGAUUCAUUCCCACCUCCACCAGCUGAAGUGCAGAAUAUUGAAAUACCACAACCCCCUGAAACAUAUUUAGAAGAAUACCCACCAUAUCCUCCUCCUCCUUAUCCCACUGCUGGAGAGCCUGAGGUUCUUGCUGAGGAUAUAUCUAGUAUGCGUCCUCCAGAAGUCACUGGGCAGUUCCUUCUUCCUCCUGAUAAGAGGACCAAUCUCAGGAAGAAUGGGUCUGAGCGCAUUGGUCAUGGAAUGCGAGUGAAAUUUAAUCCUUUGGCAUUGCUUUUGGAUUCUUCUCUUGAAGGAGAGUUUGACCUUGUACAAAGAAUAAUAUAUGAAGUGGAAGAUCCCAGUCAGCCCAAUGACGAGGGCAUCACAGCUCUUCACAAUGCAGUAUGUGCUGGUCACACAGAGAUUGUAAAGUUCCUGGUACAGUUUGGAGUGAAUGUAAAUGCAGCUGACAGUGAUGGCUGGACACCGUUACACUGCGCUGCAUCCUGUAACAAUGUACAAGUGUGUAAAUUCCUGGUAGAGUCUGGAGCUGCUGUGUUUGCCAUGACGUACAGUGACAGACAGACAGCAGCAGAUAAAUGUGAAGAGAUGGAGGAGGGCUAUAGCCAGUGCUCUCAGUUUUUGUAUGGUGUGCAGGAGAAGAUGGGUAUAAUGAAUAGGGGAGUGAUUUAUGCUCUGUGGGACUAUGUAGCAGAGAGUGAAGAUGAGCUGUCCUUAAAGGAAGGAGACUGCAUGACCAUUAUACGCAGAGAAGACGAAGAUGAAAUUGAUUGGUGGUGGGCUCGCUUACAUGAUAAGGAAGGAUAUGUGCCACGCAACCUUCUUGGGCUCUACCCAAGGAUUAAACCAAGACAAAGAACCUUGGCUUAAAACUUUCAUGGGAUAGACCGUAAAGUAUUAAUUUUAGGAAUGGGUCUAACAAUUUCACCAGACAAAUCAAGUUAUCAUUGUAACUUGGAAGCAAUAAAGUCUGCGUCUUUUUUCACAUGAAGGAUUGCAGCAGACAUAAUGGUGGAAUGCUGCCGCAAGCAUUGUAUGUGUUUAACACAAACCUAUGGAUCUGCCCACGUACAGGAUUCACCUAGAUGGUCCUGUAUGAAGAGAUGUGUCCACUAUUAGGUCUCUUCUGAGAAACUGUAUGCUUGACUUUAUCAUAUUUUAUUUGAAUGUACUUUUGUAGAAGAAAUGAAGAGCUGUGGUCAUUCCUUUAAUGAUCCCUUGUAUGGACAGAACACUUGUUAAUGAUGAACAACUAAGCUGAUGUUUCUAUUUUUUUUUCUAAAACAUUGUAACCAUGUGGUUCAACAAUGUAGGCUUAGAUAUUUGCAAGAAAAAAAAGUUGUUUUUAUAUUUAUUAUGUCUUAUUUUCAGAAAAUGUAGCACAGAUAUACUUUAUAGGCCUUUACAUGAUGUAAAUAUAAUAAAAAAUAAAAAAAUCAA